Molecule: messenger RNA, 3444 nt
Organism: Neoarthrinium moseri
Lineage: Eukaryota; Fungi; Ascomycota; Sordariomycetes; Amphisphaeriales; Apiosporaceae
Exons: 1
Coding region: 1-3444 (1147 amino acids)
Biological process (GO): protein polyubiquitination; ubiquitin-dependent protein catabolic process
Molecular function (GO): protein binding; ubiquitin protein ligase activity
Source: RefSeq, a predicted model, not a curated record
AUGUUUCACACCUUUUCAGGAAACUCGAGACGUCCUCGAAACGUGAACCUGAGCGGUCAAAAAAGUACAAACCCAUGGGCGAACUCGGGCUGGACGCCGGCCCCGUCCGGCGCCUCACAAACGGUUGCCAACGCCCAAGCCGAACGAGAGAAGAGACAGAAAGAGCGUGAUGAAUUAGCGGCUGCCAAGAACCUGCAGCGUGUCUGGAGAGGUCACACAAGUAGGCACAGCACAAGGUCGAGACACCGGAAAGACUGGGAUGAACUAUACAGUACCGAGGGAGAUGCCAGCAAGCGGGUCCUUGGAGCAUUACCGCUGAUACUAGCUUUGUUUGAUGCAAAAGACCCAGGCGACCAGUGCAGGCUGGCUCAGUUCAUCAAAGAUCUGGAUAGUACGGGUCCGUGGGACCUGGAGGCUCGACAUUGGGGGAAGCUUGCGUCGAUACUGGUGGCUGCUUUGGAGCGUUGCCCCGCCAAUAGUUCGCGAGAUCUCCUCGGCUACUUGGUUGGAAUAAUCAAGCGAGAGCCCGCUGCAAUCGUGGCAGUCUCGGACAGGUACUACCGCUUGGUCAAAACCUACUGUGAAGGGCAUGGGGGCAAGGCAAGUGAGCUACCAUCCACAGAGCAGCAACUGCUAGCGGAGGCGAUCUCCGCUCCCCUCGCUCAAGGUGAUGGGAAAGCAUAUUCAGCAUUCGCCUUUUCGUUCCUGACAUCGACAAAUCUCCACUUCCUACAAGUCAACCCGUCCCAAGUUGCGUCAUUCCUCGACCUACAAACACUGUCAAUCAGCACCAUCGACGUUUUCGCUCACCAGGACCGCAUUCACCAACGAACCCGAGAUGAACUCUUGUGGUUACUCGCCCACUUCAUCGCCCUCAACCGGGCCUCUCCGACUUCCCAGGGAGUUGUAUAUCUUGAAGCGUUAUACCGGCAGCUGACUGAGCUGGCGCCAGAUAUCCGGAUGCGUACUGCUGCCCAAGGAGGCGAGGACAGCGCUGAGACAUCCGAAGAUGAGGCCGACGAAGCCGACUUGGCGGCUGCGGGACCUAUGCCGCCCUAUGUUAUGGAGCAGCUACUUUUCUUGGUCAACGAGGAUGGGAUUGCAGAUCUUUUGAGCCGAUUCACAUCUACAGCAGCUUCCACAGCGCGUAUUUCUGAAGAAGCGAGCCUGUUGGCUGGGUAUACACUCAUACUGCUGCGAUGCUUUCCAAGCCAUGGCGAUGACAUCAAGUUGAGGCUGUAUCAAGGUGAUAUCCCCACUACGGACUCAGGCACAUCCACGUCACUACCGUCAGUGAAGUUUUUCUGGAAUGCUGUAUCGAGGACAAGCAUAUUCCCGUUGAUAGCACAGAACAGCACAGGGCAGAAGUCGAAAAGCGUCGUGUCUCUACUCCAGCCCAACGCCACACGAGACUCGGAAUGGCGGACACUACUCCUAUUCUUGGAGCUAUACGGUUUUCUGCUACGAGUUACGGAUGACGAAGACUUCCUUCCUGCAGGCAACGAAGUUGUUUCUACACAAAGCCAAGCAGUCUCACGAAUUAGAGCAAGCGGACUCAAACUCACCGAGCUGAAAGAUCUUGUUUCUUUUCUUAAAAACCUUGCCUUUCCACUCUACUAUAAUCUCUCUGACAUAAUGCCUUCUACAAGAACAUCAUCGGAGCCAAGCUUCUCCACCAUGUUCGGAUCUACCGGCUCAAGCUCGAGAGAGAGUGCAAAGAAGUCAACCAGUACUGCCUUUGCGGGCAUAAACGGCAUUGAUGUACUCACUCUAAGAACGGCUGCAACGGCAACUAUGCGGGCUCUGUACGAACGUGACUCACGUAGGCCAUUCCUACAAAAGGAUUUUUGGCUCAUGACCUCAAGAUUCGACAUGGACGGUUUCCUCUCGGCCGUUAUCCUCGAGGAACAGAAGAAGGCUGAGGCUGAUGAAGACGAGCUGAGUGAUGUUGACAUGGACCGCCUUGAUAAUUUUAGCACCGCUUCCGGUUCUCGUAUAUCUCGAGCAGCUCAGAUCGAGCGACAACGACAACACAAAAGAGUACAGAGGGAGAAGUUGCUUGCUCAAGUCGGCCCGAAACUCGAGGUCCUCAGGAAUAUGCCUUUUACAAUUCCAUUUGAAGUCCGAGUUCAAAUCUUUCGGCAAUUUGUGAACCUCGACAAGACCAGAAGAAGGAAAGGCAAUAUAGACCCUGAUCAGUGGAGAUUCUCUAUGAUGAGUGCAGCAGGGCUGGCCAAUAGAAGAGACGUUCUUGGCCGCCACUCCGCUACCAUAAAACGAGGCCAGGUUUUCAACGAUGCUUUCGAGCAGUUCUACUCUCUGGGAGAGGGGCUGAAAGAACCCAUCCAGAUCACUUUUGUUGACCAAUUUGACCAACCUGAGGCUGGCAUAGACGGCGGUGGUGUGACAAAGGAAUUUCUAACCAGCGUAACCAGCGAGGCUUUCAACCCGGAAGCGCAUGGAAUGUUCGUCACCAACAGCCAAAAUCUGCUAUACCCUAAUCCAACUGCGUAUGAUGAGCGCCUGGAAUUGAUGCGGUACAUCGGAACCCCUGAGCACUCACCAGAAUGGAACGCUCGCUUACAAGAGCUUUCUAAACAUUAUGAGUUUCUCGGUCGUGUUGUGGGCAAAUGCAUGUAUGAGGGCAUUCUCAUAGAUAUCGCAUUUGCGAGCUUUUUCCUACUCAAAUGGUCGUCCUCAAGCCCAUCGGACUUCCGUGGAAGUCUGAACGAUUUGAAAGACCUCGACCCCGACUUGUACCGAGGAUUGAUCACGCUUAAGAACUACCCUGGCGAUGUUACAGACCUUGCCCUCGAUUUCACAAUCAACGACCGCGUCCCGAAUCCGCUGACUGGAGAAGUACUGACCAAGAUUCGUCCUUUGCGUCCAGGCGGCGAGGACAUCCCUGUCACAAACAAGGAUCGGCCUCUAUAUAUCUCUCGCGUUGCACACCAUCGUUUGGUAGCGCAGCCUUACAAGCAGACCAAGGCAUUCCUGCUCGGUCUCGGGAGCAUCAUCGACCCUUCGUGGCUCUCCAUGUUCAACCAGUCAGAGCUGCAGCGUCUCGUGGGGGGUGACAGCUCCGAGAUCGACGUCGAGGACUUGCGUAACAACACCAUCUACUCUGGCUUAUACGUUGUUGGAGACGACGGCCUCGAACAUCCCACCGUCCAGAUGUUCUGGCAGGUUAUGCGCGAGCUCAAGGACGAGCAGCGCAGAGAAGUCCUGAAGUACGUUACUUCGACGCCGCGGGCGCCAUUACUUGGCUUCUCGCAGCUGAGCCCUCGGUUCUCCAUCAGAGACGGAGGAACGGAUGAGACGCGCCUGCCCAGCACAAGCACGUGUGUCAAUCUCCUGAAGCUGCCCAGAUACAGCUCAGCGAAAAUAUUGAAGAGCAAGCUCCUCUACGCGGUCCAGUCCGGUGCUGGGUUUGAUCUAAGCUAA